GUGUCACAAUAUGUAGCACUUCCGUUUUAUCUGUAAAUUUCUCUAAAUUCUAUUUCACUUUUGUUAUUGUCAUGUGACUGUUGCAGGAAAUUCAUUGUGGUGAAGAACGACAUCAGACAAGACGGAGUAGAGAAAGACCCAGGCACAGAGCAAAAGAGUAAAAAUGGGUGGGAAUAAUGCAGGGAGUUAUAAAAGAUAGCAGAGACUGACCGAUAAAAAUAAACAGGAGGUAGCCAGGAAUGGAGAACUGGAGCAGGGGGCGUAGGAGAGGGGAGAGAAGGUAGAAUGGUGCAUUCUAAUGUUACUGAAAAUAUAGCAAUACAGACAGACAUAUAGAGAUAGAUAGAUAGAUAGAUGGAUUAUAGAUAGAUUAUAGAUAUCUAGAGAUAGAUAGACAGAUAGAGAUAGAUAUAUAGAUAUAGAUAGAUAGAUUAUAGAUAGAUAUAUAGACAGAUAGAUUAUAUAUAGAUUAUAGAUAUAUAGAUAGAUAGAUUAGAUUAUAGAUAGAUUGAUUAUAGAUAGAUAGAUAGAUAGAUAGAUUAGAUAUGGAUAGAUAUAGAUAGAUUAUAGAUAGAUUAUAUAUAGAUAGAUAGAUAGAUAGAUAGGCAGAUAGAAUAGAAUAGAUAGAUGUAGAGACAGACAGGUUGAUCACACAGAAAAUCUAGCUGAUAGAUACAUGAUAAACAAAUGAAACCUAGGUGUAAAAAUGGAGAGACUACUUAUGUGCCUUGGGAUAAUUUUGAUACCAGCAGUCUCAGCCAAGUUUCAGGUGCAGUCAGAGGAGAAAUUGGUGGCAGCAGUGGGAUCAGAUAUUCUAUUACCCUGCAACCUUUCACCACCUCUCAAUAGGACUGGAUUAGAAAUACGCUGGUUCUACAAUCUCUUUCAUAGCAUAGUAUUUCUGAUGAGAGAAGGAAGGGAAGAAAGACAGGAUCAGAUUGCAGAGUUUCGUGGGAGAGCAUUUCUCAGGGACGGCCCAGAGACUGGAGACCUGGCGCUCUCAUUGCUCAACGUCCGUCUCUCUGAUGCUGGAGCAUUUCACUGCUUUGUGGAGGAUGUCAGCAAUCAAAUCUAUGAAGAAGCAGUUGUGAACCUCAGCAUUGUGGGUAAGGGUUCUCCGCCUCACAUAGACAUCUCGCUACAAGGCAGCUUUAUUCGACUCUCCUGCUUCUCAUCUGGGUGGUAUCCUGAACAGAAAACUCAUUGGCUGAGAAAUAACAAAACUAUCAAACCGGACUCUGAAGCAUCCCACAAACAAAGUGAUGGUCUCUUCACAACAGAGAGUGAAAUUCUCCUGAAUUCAUCAUCCGAGGGUCAUUUUUACUGUGGAGUGAAACAUAGUAUGUCUGGUCUAGAAACUGGCGCCUACAUAAUUGUCUCAGAAGCCUUGUUCCCACGCGUUUCGCUUUGGAUGAUUUCCUUCAUCUUGCUUCUGAUAAUUUUGGUCUCUCUCUUAGCUGUGGCAUCCUGGGCCUAUUGUAGAUUUAAAAGAGAAAAAGAAAGAGAUCUAAGAAUAAAGAACAAUCAGCUGGGUAAGUUGCUAUAUGUAUAUAAGGUAAUGAGAGAAGUAUCCUACCCACUACAACUUCUAUAAAAAUAGUGUCUUUGC
Molecule: messenger RNA, 1609 nt
Organism: Bombina bombina (fire-bellied toad)
Lineage: Eukaryota; Metazoa; Chordata; Amphibia; Anura; Bombinatoridae
Product: butyrophilin subfamily 1 member A1
Exons: 5
Coding region: 707-1594 (295 amino acids)
Source: RefSeq, a predicted model, not a curated record